AUGAAUUCGAUGGCAAUAUUGGCCACAUCACAACGAAUCGAGUUCGAGAGAUGUCUUGCGGAAAUCACAGCGCGCAACGGGGGUCACAAUUCCGACGUUAUAGAAGUUCUGCAACGUCUUGCUAGUGAAGCCGAAGACGCCAGCCGCAUUUUGUUGGGCGUGCAGGGAGGGGACAGUGGGGGAGCAUCUGAUACUUUGCAUCGUAUGCUAGAACAGCAGAUCCUGUUGAUCACGACACAGCUCCAGGAGGUCCAGGAGAAGGCCAAGAAAUCAUUGCUACCAACGCCGACGUCUAUUCCGCCGCCGCCGCAAGGACACAAACAGAAACAGAAGCGCCAGUACUGGUCAUAUCCAUCACCACGACCUGCUAGAACGCCGAAUUGGAUCCCACCAUCAAGUCGUCAACCCUCCGUAUCUAAGCGGUCUACUAGUCCUGUGCCGAGUAAUACGACGGACCAGUCGAACCCAUCUAAAAUUCAAAAGCCUCCAAGCCAUGAGAUUAAGGGAUUCCCUCCUCGGAUAGCAAAGAAGGUGCGUCAAGCUACCCGGGCUUCGACCCCACGCCGGCGCACGUCAGGACACACGGGACGGAAAUCUCAUGAGGCACUAGACGAACAGCCUGAGGAGGUCCGUUGCGGUCAAGCAAGUGUAAUAUCUCCUAAAUGGAGCAGGUUCAAGCCAUGGCUCACCGCGGACCAUAAGUACUCGCGUCCAGCACUCGAACCUAUAUUUUUCAAAGAAGACCAGGACCCUUCGGCCCCUCGGAAACCGGGAGAUGUGAGCGGUGCGAUACACCUCCGCAGACAGCUGGAUAAGCAUGAGGCUAGAUUGGAGGCGGCGAACGUGGAUAAGUGGAUGAAGGAUCUCAAGUAUGAAACAGAAAGCGAGGAUAAGGGCGAGGUAGAGGGCGAAGGGGAAGGGGAACGCGGCAAGAAGAGGCCUGGGGACAACGACUUGUCCCAGCCAACUGCCAAGAAAUCCCGGUCUGAGCUUCUUCGCGGCGUGCAGGGUGGUGGAGGAGGACGGAUAAAGAGGUUCAUCAACUCAAUGAACCCCUUUCGGAGCAGAGAGCCCAAGGAUCCAGAUGGCGGAAACACCGCCCCCAUCACUUCCCCGAGCAGGGAAGACUGGCCAGAGCUAGUAGAGUGUGUCAUCUUCGAGUACGCUUUGAAGCCGAGAGACACGUUUGGCAGCGGAGAGGAGGACUUGAGGGCCUUGCACUACCGUGACGCCAUUGCGGAGCUCAUUCGGCUGGUCGAGCAGGCGCCGCACGCGAUCACGGCCAAGGAUCUCCCCACGCGCAAGUACCAGACCAAGAAGUUCCAGGAGCUUAAGGCAGUGUUGAGCAAGAUCUGGACCACCGCCCUUUCGAAAAGAAGAAUCCACAAGAAGCUCGCGCAGCUCCAGAACGAAAUAGAGGCGAUUGAAAAGGGAUCUUCCCUGCUGAGGGGGAGGGCCAAGACGGGGCGUCUGAUGGAGGCGAGCCAGGAGACGGCACAUCUAUACGAGCUCCUGGAUAAGCAAGGCGAUCUCAACGACAAAAUAUUCGUCUUUGGCGAAGAGGGCGCACAAGUCAUGGCCGACUGGCUCGUGGAGACGAAGAAGCGUGUACACUUGGAGCUGGAGUUUGGGGGGAGAUCGCAGAUUAAGCCGAGGAAUUUCAAGAUUGCUCACGACGGUCGGAGGUAUGGAGAAGUGUGA
Colletotrichum orchidophilum is the source of this 1701-nucleotide messenger RNA. RefSeq lists its product as uncharacterized. Bases 1 to 1701 code for a protein of 566 amino acids. The transcript has a single exon. Lineage: Eukaryota; Fungi; Ascomycota; Sordariomycetes; Glomerellales; Glomerellaceae. The record is from RefSeq and is a predicted model, not a curated record.